Molecule: messenger RNA, 1614 nt
Organism: Oxyura jamaicensis (ruddy duck)
Lineage: Eukaryota; Metazoa; Chordata; Aves; Anseriformes; Anatidae
Gene: CCDC127
Product: coiled-coil domain containing 127
Exons: 2
Coding region: 51-845 (264 amino acids)
Source: RefSeq, a predicted model, not a curated record
GCCCCGCCUGCCCCGGCGGGCCCGGUGCGGGCAGCCAGCAGGGCGCCCCCAUGAACAACCUGAACGAGCCCCCCGGCUGGAACAUCCUGCCCAACCGCAGGGAGCCUGGCGAGGAGGGCGGCCGGUGGAACUACGCCCUGCUGGUGCCCAUGCUGGGCCUGGCGGCCUUCCGUUGGAUCUGGACCAGAGAAUGUCAGAAAGAAAUAGAAAAGGAAAAAAAUGAGUAUUACAAAAAGCAUUCGUCUCUACAGAAAGACCUAGAAGCCAAAUACCGGGAUACAAUCACAGAAAGCCGUCGCGCGGUUGCUCACCUGGAGCUGGAGCUUGAAAAGGAGCGCAACAGGACCCUGAGCUACCGUGAAGCCCUCGUGUCCCAGAGCCGCAAGCUAGUAGAAGAGAGGAAAAUCCUAGAACAGGAGCAGGAGAAGUUGGAGAGGGAGAAACAAGUUCUUCUGCACUCGGGAGCAGCGGGUAACUUGUACCAAAGUUGCCUGGCCAAGGAAGAAGAAUGGCAAAAGAGAGCCAAUGUUUUGCUAAAAGAAUUUGAAGAUGGACUUAAAGAAAGACAGGAGAUCUACUGCAGUCUUGUGGUACCCAGAAGCCAGAGACUAGAAAUAGAGAAAAAUUUGCUAGUUAAAGCGGCAACUGAUCCUGUUGCUAUGGCUCUACAUAUGGAAAGUGGCUUAAAAGAUAUUUUCAAACAUGAUAACUACUGUGGCAAUAUGCUGAACAGAAGCAGAAGUCAAAAUGGAAGACUUAUGUGGUUGUAUUUGAGAUAUUGGGAACUAGCUAUUGAACUACAGAAGUUCAAGAGGGUGGAAAAAGCAAUGUUAGGAAAACGAUAGGGAGAGCAAUGGUGUUUCAUGUGUUCUGCUGUGAAGAGUAGGGACAAUCACAGUUGUAGUCUGAAGCUGUUACGUUUUCUUUCUGUGUUUCCAUUUCUACUCUUCACUGUAUUUGUAUUUGCAUGGGACGUGCAGUGUUGGUGCCUUUCCUUUUACAAACAGCAGAUGCUCCAGCGAGCUAUGCAUGCUCUAAAACUCUGUGUGUUUGUAUUGCAGACUGCAGUGUGCUCCAGAGAUUUGCAAGCUUCCAUAGGGAUCAGAAGGAGCUAAACAGAAGUCACUUUAGAGUAAUUUACCAAGUUGAAGGCUGUACUCUAUCAACAGAAAAGUGAGAUUUGUGGCCCCUAUGUGGGCAGCACACUGUGCUCUUUAUGCAUGUGUUGCGUGCUGCCUCAACGCUGCCUUUUUUAAGCAACACUGAUUUUGAGACAGAUCUUUGGAAGAGACUAUGAUUAAGAUGCUUGUCGCAUAAAUCUUAUGCAUAUAUACAUACAUUUAUAGAAAUACAUAUGUGUGUAUGCAUAUGUAUCUGUGUGUAUGUAUAUAUAUCAAAAAUGUAUGUAUUAGUACUCUGAGAGGGGAAUAGUGUGAUCACACUUGAGGUUAAUCGGUCUUGCAUUGUCUUCCAGGCUUAAGAUACAAAUAGGACUUUAUGGACAAAACAUCCAAACGAUGCUAAUUAAAAUAAUAUUUAAACAAACAGAUUGAGGAGAGCCUCACUGGAGUUAGGGAGACAUGUUUGAAUACUAAAAUUAUAUAUAAACUUGAA